Messenger RNA from Fusarium redolens, 2214 nucleotides. Its product is annotated as glycosyl hydrolase 6-domain-containing protein. The transcript has a single exon. NCBI's taxonomy places the organism in Eukaryota, Fungi, Ascomycota, Sordariomycetes, Hypocreales, Nectriaceae. The record is from RefSeq and is a predicted model, not a curated record. The coding region runs from base 175 to 2214 and encodes 679 amino acids.
GGAUGGUAGAAGGAUCUCUUGCACACAAUUGGGUCAUUGCUAAUUAUAUAGGUCCUCACUGACCUAUACUUCUUAUCAAAAGAUUGACAUCGGACCACGUCCAAAUACAGUUCUUUCAUUCAAUUAAGUGUAUUAUAUACUACACCAGAAUUCAUAAGCGUAUCGACAAGAAUCAUGACUGUCCCUGCACCAACAGCGCGCCGGUGGUGGCACGAGCCAUUCUCGGUCGUCCAAACGAAUCUCCGCGAGAUUGACGCGGAAAUGGACGUCGAGGCCGUGGCCAACUGGAUCAAAGGCUUCGGUGCAACGGCUUGGCUUUGUGGAGUGGGCGGUAUACAGGCCCAAUACCCAUCUGAACUGUCUUUUCAGAUGCGCAAUCCACACUUGGCCGAGAGGACCAGUGGUGACCUUGUCGGCGAUGCUCUCGCCGCAGCCCAUACCAGUGGGCUUAAGUUCCUUGCCCGCAUGGAUUUCUCCAAGAUUGCCCCCCACGUGGCUGCCGAGCAUCCGGAGUGGUGCUAUGUCUCCCCGCUGGGUAAUAUUCAGGAACAUACAGCCGGACUCGUCUCGGUUUGCCCUUCUGGUGGUUACUAUCAAGAACGGAUUUUCGAUAUCCUCCAAGAAGUAACGGAACGCUACAACAUUGAUGGGUUGUUCUUCAACUGGGCCACCAUGAACGAGGAAGACUAUCACAAGGUGUACCAUGGUGUCUGCCAUUGCGUGAACUGCCAGUCGUUAUGGCUCGAUUUUGCACAAGGCCUUGAACUUCCAAAAGGACCCCAAGACACCAACUACGGGAUCUGGCUUAUCUUCAGUCGCAAGAUCAUAGAUGGUAUCACCGCAAAGAUACGCACUUUCAUUGCUGAAAGGCUCCCGCAAACGGCCCUGAUCAGGGGGGAAACAGCUGAUAUUAUCUACCAAGAGUCAAACAACGAGAUUGGCCGAGACUUCUGGCAUCAUUCAACCUCUGAAUGGAUCAGUUCUUGGAUAUCUUACCGACCAAACGUACCUGUAUUAGCGAACUCGACGUGUUUUCUUGAUAUGAGGUACCGCAUGGCUGGAGAAGAGCCUGCCCAAUUUGCCCAGUACUUGCUUCAGUGUAUUUCUCGUGGGGGUACGCCCUCUACUUACAUGAUGGGAACGCCAGGAAAGAUUCCAUACCCCUGCUUGGACAUCGCGAGAGAUAUCACGCAGUUCCAUUCUCGACAUCAUGAUACAUACCGCAACUUCAUACCUUGCGCCCUCACUGGGCUUGUCCGGCCAAGCCGCGGAUGGAUGACAGGGAAGACCUACCAGCAAUCCGUAUCCGAGUUCAGGGGAAUAUACUCGGCCUUGCAAGAGAUGCAUAUUCCUUUCGAUGUAGUAGCACUCGAGCAUCUAUCUGGAUUGGAGGCAAAUUCGAGUCUUUCCCGGUAUCGAAACCUGAUACUACCCGAUCUCGGUCACGUUCCCAUGGAAUACGCCAGUAUUUUCGAUCGCUGGGUCGAUCAAACAUGCGGUACUUUGAUUUGUACAGGAUCUUCGGGUCAAGAGGAAGCAGGCUCAAUUCAAAUCAAGUGCCUUCCCGUCCGUCGACGCCGCGCUGUUGUUGCCGAGGGCAAGCUAUUGUGGUCUUCAUACGUAGCGCCACCUCAGAAGAAGAAGGGGAUUCACUACUACAAUGGUCCUACAAUCCCUCUCUUUGGGGCUGCUAGCUAUUUCGAGUGGAAGGAAGAGAGUGUGAAGUAUUAUAAGAUACUCUCCCGCGCACCGUUCGCCCCCCCUGAAAAGGCCUACGGUAAUAUCGAGAUCGACCAGCCAGGCUACGGUAUGGCACCAUAUGGUUCUGGCAAAUGCUGCUUGAUUCCUUUUACCGUUGGAAGGGGAUAUCGAGAGACCGGACUUAGUUGUCAGCGUGACUUCUUCCUGCAAGUGUUCAGACAGCACGCCACACCCGAGAGGCUCACUUUUCACCUUGCUGAACAGGUUGAAAUCACUAUGCAUCGCAGCGGUGACAGGAUUGUCCUUCACUUGGUUAAUAUGUCUGGCGCUCGGAAGCUUAACUUUGGUGCUCAUAUUCCGAUUACGCAGGGCUCGAUUCAGAUAACAGGUGAUUCUCAUAACGUAUCGGCAGAAGCCUUGAGGAGAGGUCAGAAGCUAGAGAUAAAUGAUGGAACGAUUACCUUGCCAGAACUAGAUUUGUUUGAAGUAGUAGUUAUUGAGGGUCUUUUGUAA